This is a messenger RNA of Gryllus bimaculatus (two-spotted cricket), 616 nucleotides long. The record is from the annotation of a GenBank genome assembly. Lineage: Eukaryota; Metazoa; Arthropoda; Insecta; Orthoptera; Gryllidae.
CCUUGACACGUCGCGAACAUACACCACUCGGCUAGCACAAGUUUUUAAGACAACGGGCUGUGAGAUAUCUCUCCACUUACAUGAGCUCUCAUUCCUUCCAAAGCAGUUCUUCGCUAGCGCGCGAAACACGAACGCAUUGCUGCGCAAUGAUGCAGUCAUAAGUAAUGAGUUAAUCGAAUGUUAUAUGCAUAUUCUCGUAUGGUUUAAAGCGAAUUGCCAUUACAAAUCCAUUCCGAAGCUUGUGAAAACCCAAAUGUAUUUUGUAAACGUAUGUGGUUCUUCCAAGAAGUCUUGAAGAAAGAAAGGCAUUUCUCGACAUGAACGGUCUAAGGAAGGUAUUACAAUUCGUCACAACUCCCGGAGAAUCUCUGGACCAGUACGUGGAAACAAUAAAAGCUUGUUUCCCUACCGAUGUAGUCAACUUCUACACUCCCGGGUUUCAGGAAACAAUUUGUUCACAAGUAGACAACUUUUCUGGACUCACCAGUAAAUAUAUGCACUUCAUGUCAAGAUACAAGAAAAAAGAGAGGCGUGGAAGCGAUGCCGAAGAAGAAGAUGAACGCAGUUGAUGAGAAUGUUGAAAAAACAGUUUUUUGUCCAAAUCGUUAAAAAAUAA